Messenger RNA from Cylicocyclus nassatus, 923 nucleotides. NCBI's taxonomy places the organism in Eukaryota, Metazoa, Nematoda, Chromadorea, Rhabditida, Strongylidae. The record is from the annotation of a GenBank genome assembly.
AGAAAAAUGGUCGAAGAUGACCAAAAGAUUAUUGAGGAGACAACGGUAAUUGAUGAUCACAAGAUUGGUUACUGCAAGUAUGGCCGAGGGCCAAACCCCGUGCUUUGCAUUUGCGGUGCUGUUGGAUGUUACAAAAAAGACUGGCCGAGCUCGAUACUACAACAUUUCGAUGCUGAUUUGGUAACGCUGGUAUGCAUAGAUCCUCCAGGCUACGGCACAUCUCGUCCUCCUGACCGAUUACAGGAGGUGAACAGAUGCAUGAAAGACGCUGGCUUUUGUCUAAAACUGAUGGAGCAGCUCAACCUCGUUCCCUUUACUGUGAUGGGAUGGUCCGAAGGCUCGCGAACAGCUAUUCACGUGGCAGGCCAAGGAGGAAAAGAGAAGGUCAACAAGUUGAUCUUGCUUGCAGCAGGUUCAAGAGUAAGCAAGCUAGGAGCAAUGGCUUUUGCAGGUAUGAAGAACACAGACCAUUGGUUGCCUUCAGCUCGAGCGCCAUAUCUGUCACAUUACAGCAUGGACUUCCUUAGACAGCAAUGGGCGGAUCUCUGCGACGUCGUGCAGAAAGUCUACGACUUUUGUGGUGGACGCUUUCCCUGUGACUAUGUGCUGCCAAAAGUGACCGUUCCGUGUCUCAUCAUGAAUGGAGGGCAGGAUCGCUUCUGUGCCGACCCGAAAGUAUGCUUCUUGACCGUGCUAAAAAACGUGAGGUUAGAAGUGCACGCUCAAGGAGGACACGAUUUCUAUAUGAAGUACCCAAAAUGGUUCACCGACAAAGUUCAGACAUUUCUCAAGGAAAAAUGAUCAUUUUUUUUCAUUUUUAGCCUCCCAUUCUAUGACAUCGAUGUUUGUUCUUGUCAACAAGGAUUUCUCGUUCGAAGUUUUCAAAUAUUCUUGCUUAUCCGAUUUUGUGGUACCAUUCAAGC